This is a messenger RNA of Hansenula anomala, 996 nucleotides long. RefSeq lists its product as uncharacterized. The transcript has a single exon. Bases 1 to 996 code for a protein of 331 amino acids. Lineage: Eukaryota; Fungi; Ascomycota; Saccharomycetes; Phaffomycetales; Wickerhamomycetaceae. The record is from RefSeq and is a predicted model, not a curated record.
AUGCCAAUUGCAACAUAUGCACCAAGAAGAAAGUCUUCAUUAUCUCACAUCACCACUGAUGAAGUACAACCAGUGAUUGAAAAACCAAAGAAAUGUUAUAGAUGUGAUAAAGAAAUGAAAGCUACUAGUGCUAGCACGAGCUCCAAAAGAUCAAGCAGUGGCUGUAAGUCACUAUUAGGAUCUAUGCGUGAAUCCCUUUUACAUGGCAAAACUUCAGGAUUUCAAUCCAAACCAACCCCAUUCAAAGCUAUGAUUUCAGCAGGAUUAUCAAAACCUAUAUUGAUGGAUUUCGAAGCUAGUUUUUAUACUUGGAGUGAUGGUAGUGAGUCACCAUAUGUUGGUACUUUAGAUAUGAGCGCUAAGCAACUGAACAAGGCAGGAUUUCCUGGUUUCAAAGUUGAAGAGAGAGGUAAAAUACAGACAGUUAUAUGUAAUGAGGAAGGCUCGGUUAUCAAGAUUAUUAUUGUAAAUUACAAUAUAAGGAAGUUGAAAAGCGGGUUUAAGGUUUUCAUCAGACAAAGUAAUGAAAAUUAUACUAUUCACCUGAACUUUAUGAAUUGCAAAGGCAGAUUUUAUCUUUUCGAUGAUAUCAAAGUCAUAUUCAAUAAUCAUUUGCUAAGUUCCAAUUCAAAAGAUGUGAAAUUUGCUGGGAAACCUUCAAAAGUUAAUUUAGAUUACUAUCUCAAGAAAUGUUAUCUUUGUGAUCCUGAUCAAAGUGCAAUCACUGAUGAUGAAAAUGUCACUAAACUGUCUGAUAAGCUAUCAAGCUUGGAAAUGAUUAAAGAUACUUCAAGUGAUUAUGAAAAUGAGAAAAAUAAAGAAAAUGAAAUGAAUAUGAAGUUCAAUGAUGAAUACCAAAUGAAGUGUAUUGAUGAUGAUGAAAGCACUACAAACAACGACUUUAAUGAAAACGGAAAGGGAGAAAAGGGUUUAGGGUAUAAUUAUGGGAAUAAUGGUUUUGGAAUGUUGGUUUUAGGUUCAACAGAGUUUAGAUAG